Messenger RNA from Eriocheir sinensis (Chinese mitten crab), 1148 nucleotides. RefSeq lists its product as uncharacterized. The record is from RefSeq and is a predicted model, not a curated record. Lineage: Eukaryota; Metazoa; Arthropoda; Malacostraca; Decapoda; Varunidae. The transcript is spliced from 8 exons. Bases 282 to 1148 code for a protein of 288 amino acids.
ACACAGGAAUGAACCGAGGUUGUAGCCCAACUGCCUUUCUUUCAAAACAUGUUUUUUUCUCUCAACCUCAGUGUUUUAGCAGCACGCUGACUUAAUUCCUCCAGUAAUUAUUUACAUAGAUUUAUUGGUUUGUAGGGGGAAAGAGUGGGUGGAUAAGAUUAUCUUGGGCUAACUGAUAUACUGAUUAUUAUAGCGCUACUUCCAGACGUCUUUCUCAGAUCGACGGCAACGCUGCCGUCAUUCAAAUAUCAACACACCGGCCCCUCGUGUAACUACCCGCCAUGGCUCCAAAUCUCAAAUGUGCGGCCUGCUGUGUUUGUGGGAAGAAACGGAGAACACACCCUGGUGUGAAGCUCCAUUUAUUCCCAAAGGAUGCCAGAAGGUGCCUCCAGUGGGUGAAAGCCUUGAAAAUUGGCUUUCAAAAGCAUACUCAAGCCAUCUGUAGUGACCACUUUGAUGGGGUUCAUUUUGGCAGCAAGGGCCAGCUGCUGCCGACUGCAACCCCACGUCACACAGAUGGCCAUGAGGAGCAACCACCCACUGGGUUCCCGGCAUCAUCCCACAAUGCAGCCGCCAUUGACUUGGAGCCAAUGGAGUUGGAACUCUCCUCUACACAGAUUGUGCUGCCACAUUAUGAUCCGAACACAGGUUUCGGUAAUACCCAAGAGAAUGUGGCAGCCGAAGAGGAGAGUCCAAGAAAGAGACCACGGGUGGAGCUGAACAGAACUCAGCCACCCCCAGAGGAAUGUGACAUUACCCAACCCCACACACAGCUGCUCAGUGUCCCCCAAGCCACACAUGAAAAUAAUGAGCUGCAGCCUGACACUGAUGAGUGUGCUCCCCAUUGCACUGCACCAGCUCCAUGUGCUGAUUUUGGGUGUGAAACUGAAGGGGUUGGAGGAAACCCGACUCGGCCAUCAAGCUCACCAAAAUACAAGACAUCAAAACUGCAAUUGUUGCAGAAGACGGUCUGCCGUCUGCGCCGGCAGGUGAGGCAGCUCAAAGCUCAGGCCAUUACCACUCCUGGGCAGUUUUUGGCCAAAGCCAGCAAUUUCCUAGAUCCAAAAGUGGUGGAUUUUUUCAAAGGACAGAGAACCAUUUUGGAAUCUCUGCCAACAGAAAUCCAAGGCUUGCGGGAAGUUUACUAA